AUGGGCUGUUUCUUUAGCACAAAUUCAACCAACAAGCCAACAUCAUCACCAUCAAUGUCGAAUUCGGAGCUCAACCCAGAUCUAACGUCCUACCAAGAGGCUUGUCGAUCGGAUCCGGAGCUUCAGUCCUUCGAUUCAACCCUCCAAGACCGAACUACCAGAGUCAUCAACACCCUCGCCGUCGGCGUCGAGGUCCGUUCCCUUUCCCUUGACUCCCUCCGUCAAGUCACCGGAAGUUUACUCGAUAUGAAUCAAGAAGUAGUUAAGGUCAUACUCGAAUGCAAAAAAGACAUUUGGGACAAUGACCAAUUAUUUUCCUUGGUUGAAGAUUACUUCGAAAUCAGCUCACAAACCCUAGAUUUCUGCACAUCGCUUGAGAAUUGCUUGAAAAAUGCUCGAUCUAGUUUAUCAUUUCUCCAAAUUGCAAUCAAACGAUACGAUGCAGAUGCUAAUCAUAUCAACAGCCUUGAGCAAUUCAAAGAAUUCAGAGCUUUAGACAGUCCAUUUUCAAACGAGUUCUUCGAAUUGUUCCAGUCUGUUUACAAGAAGCAACUCACAAUGUUAAAGAAACUGCAAAUCCAAAAAGGUAAAGUUGAUAACAAGUUGAAAUCAAUAAAGACAUGGAGAAGAUUAAGCAAUGUGAUAUUCGUGACCACAUUUAGCACAGUCUUGAUUUGCUCGGUGGUGGCGGCAGCCGUGACUGCUCCACCGCUGGUAACCGCACUGGCGGCAGCAAUGGCAGUGCCAUUAGGAUCAAUGGGGAAGUGGGUAAACUCAUUAUGGAAGAAGUAUGAAAAGGAAUUCAGAGAUCAGAGGGAGAUGAUGAGUGCAAUGCAGAUAGGGAAUUACAUUGUGAUCAAAGAUUUGGACAACAUCAAAGCUCUUGUUGACAAAUUGGGAACUGAGAUGGAGAAUAUGUUGCAGAAUGCGGAAUUUGCGAUCAGGGAAGAGGAGGAGGAGGCGGUGGGGAUGGUGGUGGAUGAGAUGAAGAACACGAUGAAGGAAUUUGCAAGAACAAUGGAGGAAUUGAGUGAUCAUUCAGAUAAGUGUAGAAGGGAUAUAAGGAGAGCAAGAACAGUGGUUCUGCAGAGGAUCAUCAAGCAUCCUAGUAGUAGUGAGUCACUUUAGCUGUAACUGUAAGUUAACCCAUGAACAGUAACCGUGUUUAGGAAGGAUGAGAAGAGAACAUAGACAAAGAAAGUUGUUUGUUUAAUUAUUUUUAUUUAAGCAAUGUUCGUUAAGUUGUCAUAUGCCCCUUUACACAAGGGUUAUUUGGGAAGUGCUAUGGGCACCGGUUAACAUGGGUGUUGAAU
Molecule: messenger RNA, 1313 nt
Organism: Cynara cardunculus var. scolymus (artichoke)
Lineage: Eukaryota; Viridiplantae; Streptophyta; Magnoliopsida; Asterales; Asteraceae
Product: UPF0496 protein 1-like
Exons: 1
Coding region: 1-1128 (375 amino acids)
Source: RefSeq, a predicted model, not a curated record